Messenger RNA from Gossypium raimondii (Peruvian cotton), 384 nucleotides. RefSeq names its product ras-related protein RIC1-like. Bases 1 to 345 code for a protein of 114 amino acids. The transcript is spliced from 4 exons. NCBI's taxonomy places the organism in Eukaryota, Viridiplantae, Streptophyta, Magnoliopsida, Malvales, Malvaceae. The record is from RefSeq and is a predicted model, not a curated record. Gene Ontology annotation, molecular function: GTP binding; GTPase activity.
AUGGCUUGGCACUUGCCUAUGCAUCAAGCAACCACACUGAAAAUACGCACUGUGGAGCAGGAUGGAAAGACCAUUAAACUUCAAAUUUGGGACACUGCUGGACAAGAACGAUUUAGGACAAUCACUAGCAACUACUACCGUGGGGCUCAUGGCAUAAUUGUUGUUUAUGAUGUGACAGACCAAGAAAGCUUCAACAAUGUCAAGCAGUGGCUGAACGAAAUUGAUCGUUAUGCUAGUGAUAAUGUUAACAAACUACUGGUUGGAAACAAGUGUGAUCUUACUGAAAACAAAGUCGUGUCAUACGAGAUCGCUAAGGUUUAUGUUAUGUUUGGAUGUGAAAUAUAAACUAAUAUUUUGUUUAUGUGAUAUUACAUAUAAACUAAU